Nasonia vitripennis (jewel wasp) is the source of this 2500-nucleotide messenger RNA. RefSeq names its product serine/threonine-protein phosphatase 6 regulatory ankyrin repeat subunit C-like. Gene Ontology annotation, molecular function: protein binding. The transcript is spliced from 2 exons. Gene Ontology annotation, cellular component: cytoplasm; nucleus. The record is from RefSeq and is a predicted model, not a curated record. Bases 149 to 1864 code for a protein of 571 amino acids. NCBI's taxonomy places the organism in Eukaryota, Metazoa, Arthropoda, Insecta, Hymenoptera, Pteromalidae.
UGGUCUACAUACCUGUAAUCACAGCGUUCGCGAGGAGACAGUCGUCUUCAAGUCCUCAGCUCGACCACUUGGACUUCAAAAAGAAUACGUGUUCACACAUUGCCUCCUUCGACAGAAUUAAACAAGUAUUUAUUAAUUACAGAGAGUUAUGGCCGACGGGUACGGCAACACGACUCUUCACUAUGCCAUCAGUUAUCAGAACUUCGAAAUGGUCAAACAACUUCUCAGCCUCGGCGUCGACGUUUGUGCUGGAAAUAAGGACCACGUCACACCACUGCAAUUGGCUAUAGCCAACAAGAUCCCCAUCGACUGUCUGGGCCCGAGGAUAUAUGUUCUUCGCCAACACGACCGUUUCAGGAAUUGCCUAGAUUCUUACGACUGCGCCAUCAAAGCCAGAGACGACAAAGUGCUCGAUUACAUGCAGGACUUUCGCAUCAGCGACGACGACAACCGUAAGCUCGUGAAGAUGCUGCUGAAUGCCGGGGCUGACGUCAACUCGAAGGAUCGCUACGAAUGCUCGCCAAUCCAUUGCGCCGUCUUCACGGGAGAUCUCGAACUCGUGAAGAUUCUCAUCGAGGCCGGCGCCGACCUCGACAGCCAGAACGAUGUGGGGGCAACGGCCUUGCACGCUGCCGUCUUGUGCCGUGACGAGCCAAUGGUUGAGUUGCUGUUGAACAGCGGAGCAAAUGUCAGUUUUCCUCUGAAUUGCCAGAAUGAGACGGUCCUGUACUGGGCCUCGAUGCUCAACUGGGGCAACAGUUUUGAGGUUAUCAUCAGAAAACUCCUGGAGGCGGGAGGUGAUGUAAGCCAGUCGUUCGAGUUCAAAGACCCGGACAAUUCGGAAGACUUGGAGCCAGAUUCCAACAUCAGCGGUUUUGAACGAACUCCCUUCGAUUUCAUUCUGAUGUACGGCGACAUCAACUUGAUCAAUCUCUGUAUGGAGAAGUACAACGCCUACCUGGACGGGCCUGGAGGAAACAUGGAUGUGAGCGAUGCUUUGAAAUUCGCAGCCUACAACGAAGAUCCGAGGGUGAUGAACCUGGUACUGGAUAGUGGAAUCACGAAUUGCAAUUUCGGAUUUAGCGCGCUGCAUCACGCGAGUGCGUGGUUUAGGCCACAGCUCGUUAGGAUGUUAAUCCGUGAUGGCGCCGAAGUCGACAUAAUGGUGGAAGAUGAGGUUGAAGUGUACAAGCAGUAUACCCCAUUAGCGUAUUGCAUAGAAGCCAAAGAUGAACAACAGUGGGAAAGCGAAAUAGAGCGACCUAAUGCCGCGGAGGAUAGAAGGAAGACGAUAAAACUGCUGCUCGACUGUGGCGCCAACCUGAAUCAGAAGAUUAACGAGAAGACAGCCCUGGAGAUAGCCAUCACGAGCAACGAUCAGUUGAUAGAAGAUGCAGAACGCUUGAUCAUCGAGCACGCGGUCCUGGUCGAGGCGAGGACGAACAAGAAAGUGUUAGACGAGUACAACCUGAAGUUGAUCGACGAAAACCCUAGGUUGAAGAUGUACUACGAGAAGUGCCAAUCCGAGCUGACCGCCAUGAAGAAAAGCAUGAUCAAGGGGACGUUCAUCACGUACUUUUCCGUUUUAACGAAGCCCCUGCAAGCGGUGGCUCCUUACGUUAAAAACAAGGAAUCCGUCAAGAACUUCAAGGCCAAUUAUCGAGUGGCUUAUCCUGCCUAUGCAUGGCGGUUGAAGGAGAAAUUCGAAGCGGCCGUUGCUAGACAGCAGAAGAUCCAACUAGCCCUUCCUAUACUCAGCAGCAUGAAGGAAUUUGCCGAUCGAGAUUCUUUCGACAAUAUUUUAUCGUACUUGUCCGAGGAAGACCUCGACAUGCUUAUUAACUGUGGUAAAACGUCAGAUUGAAUGGGAACCGUUCUUUCCGUUUCAAUUGUUUCGCGCGCGCGUACUUUGUUUGAUUUUAUUCAUAUGUAUGUGUCAGUUAUAUAUGCGUAGCUUUUCCCGUAUACCGUUUUAAUGUGUGUAACGUCGACAAUUUCCGUGACAGUAACUUUGUAUACAGUAUUUGUAUAUUUCACAUAACAAUACCCUAUUGAAAAAUCUCACGCCACAAUCUCAUCUAACCAAUUUUUUGUUUUUCACGCAUUUCAAACCAUUUUUAAGUCAAUUAGUGGUUUUUUUAAAAAAUUUGAACUUUUAUCACAAUUUUUGACUUAGAGUCAAGUCCAAUUUUUGAAAAAUUAAAAAUUUUUUUAAAAAAGUCACCAAUUUACUGAAAAUGGUUUAAAACGCGUAAAAAUAAAAAAAAAAAAUUGGCUCGAUGAAAUUUUGGCGUGAGGCCUAUUUUUCGAUAGAGUAGAGAUGAAUUUGGACGCGCGUUGCUUUUUUUGCCCGUCCAUACCUGAAUGUACACCUUUACACAAUAGUUUUAUAAUGAAUUUGGACGCGCGUUGCUUUUUUUGCACGUCCAUACCUGAAUGUACACCUUUACACAGUAGUUUUAUAAUGAAAGAACACAAUUAAAUUUUGUUUGAUUCCGAA